AUGACAGGCCAUGCGAGCAAAUGCAGGAUAGGGCGAGAGGUAAAACAGGAUGGGGGGGAUUUCGCCUGUGCGUUAUGUGCCAAACACCUUAAGACACAGAGAGGCCUUUCCCAGCACCUUAGACUGGCUCACCUUGGCGCCUACCUGGAGAUGGGGCGUAAGUCCAAAGAUCCGCUGUUGCUAAGACCCCCGGGCCCGGGUCUCUCCGGCAUCCUGGAAAGGCUCAACACGCCUUUGGUGGACGUUCCAAGGGUCAAUGAACUUGUUCAAGUAAUGCGUGCCAACUGGGGUCCCCCCGGGCAAACCACCAGAGUUGGCAUAAAUAGAGAAGCAAGGAAUCUGGUGAUCAAGUUCAGGCGUAAAAUUGGUCUGACCAAGAUUACGGGCCUAAGAAGGAGCCGGAAUGCACUCCGUCUGCCAAGGAACGUCAAAGAGGCAUAUAGGUUGACCCAGGAAUUGUGGCAGAGAGACCCCCACAAAGCUGCGCAGCUUAUCCUUGAUGGUGCCCCACCGAACUGCGUGCUCACUAGGGCUACCAUCGAAGAGACAUAUAAGCGGAUUUGGUGCGGGCGCGACAGAUACAAGUCGCUGGCAGGAUUCGGAAAACUCCCGGUGACAAACAACAAAGAAUUCCAUCCAGCAGUAACUGGGUUGGAAGUGGUCCGUACCAUAAAAGGAAUGGCCAAGAGGAGUUGCCCGGGACCCGACGGGCUGCAGAGGUCCCAGCUUCUCUGUGACAGGAAGGGGCUAAAGUUGGCAAAGCUAUUCAAUGACUGGUUGAGGGCGGGGAUGAUCCCCAAAGUCUUCAAAGCAAGCAAGACAACCCUGAUCCCAAAAUCUAGAUGCAGCGAGAACCUUACGGUCAUUGACGGACUAAUAACACUGGCGAAGAAGGAAAGAAGGGAACUGGCUGUUGUGUUUAUAGACCUGGCAAAGGCGUUUGACACGGUCUCGCACCGGCUGAUUGGUGAGACGCUGACUCGGAGGGGUGUUGACCAGCUGGUGGUAAAGGUAAUCAUGGAUGGUUACAGGGGCUGUACAUCCUCAAUAAGAACUUGCGAGGGACCCACCAAGGAGAUCCCAAUCAAGUUGGGAGUCAAGCAGGGAGACCCGCUAUCCCCGCUCCUCUUCAACCUGGCGCUUGAUCCACUGCUCUACGCCCUGGAUGAUGGUAGAGCAGGAUUUGAGUUCGGUGAGGAUGCUGCCAUCGCGGAAAUGGCAUUCGCCGACGACCUUGUGCUGGUUAGUGGCAGCUGGGAGGGUAUGCGGUCCAACCUGGCAGUGUUGGACGCCUUCUGCGACAGGGUGGGUCUGGCUGUAAACCCGGACAAAUGUGUGGCGUUCCACAUUGGACAUCAAGGGCGAAAAGGGAUCCUAAACGCAUGUCCCACCUGGACCAUUAACGGCCAGCCAGUCAGGUUGCUAAAUGGGCAAGAGCAGGCAAAGUAUCUUGGGGUCGAGAUACACCCAUGGAAGGGAGUCUGCUGUCCCCCCCUGUCUCCGAAGCUCGAGAGCGGCCUUGUCAAAAUAGACAAGGCCGGGAUCAAACCGCACCAGAGGCUGGUGGUGCUGAGAUCCUACCUCCUUCCGAAGUUCCUCUAUGCCUGUGACCACUCGGGACUUUCUAGGGGAUCGCUCAGGGCCCUAGAUGCCAAGGUCAAGGUUGCAGUUAAAGGUUGGCUGCACCUGGACCGGUCUACAACAGACGGUCUACUGUAUGCCAGGUUCAAGGAUGGGGGUCUCUCAAUCCCCAGACUCGAGAGACAAGUCCCGAUCAUGAAACUGAACAGACUACUCAGGAUGAUUCACUCAGAGUGUCCAAUUACCCAUGAGAUCUCCUCACUGCUUAACCUGGAAGCCAAGGUGAGGGAGCUAUACCUUGAGCUCACAGGUAUAGUCGCACCUGAAGACCUGGGCGAUGUAGUGGCUCAAAAGCUGCGUUCCUCCAACAUGAAAGUCCUGGAGCACAACAGAUGGAAGCUCCUGAGGUCGCAGGGCAAAGGGGUUGAAGUGUUCGCCAAUGACCAAGUCUCAAACUUUUGGUUGAGGUCCAACACGGUGAUCAUGAGGUACUCGGCGGUGGCCAGGGCACCCAACGCUGACUCGAGCUGCAGGUUCUGCCAAUACCCAAAGGAGACCCUGCCCCACAUUAUAGGCAACUGCCCUGAAUUCAAAGAGAACAGGAUGUCCGCCCACAACAAGGUUUGUGGCAGACUGGGGGACCUGGCAUCGGAAAAAGGCUGGAAGGUCCUAAGGGAAGAGCAUGUCAUUGUCUCUGGAAGGACGUGGGUCCCGGACCUUAUUAUAACAAAAGAUGGCAAGGGCAUGGUCCUGGAUGUCACCAUCUGCUUCGAGCAAAGCCUUGGCACCUUGAGGGAGAAAGCUGAAGCGAAGCAGCAAAAAUACGAACACCUCAAGCCGGUACUGGAGAAAGGCCUUAAACUCUCCCAUAUGGCAGUGGAGGGCUUCCCCAUGGGUGCGAGAGGGAAGUGGCACAAAGGCAACUACAGAAUACUGGAGGAGAUGGGCUUCUCGAAGACGGCUAUGAAGCUGGAAGCGAGAAGGCUGUCGAAACUGGUCCUUGUCAAUACGAUAAGGACCCAUCCGAAUAUACAAGGCCGGAAUCAGACCUUAAGGCCUACCCACCAGCAAGGCCUUAAACUCUCCAAAAGGUGA
This is a messenger RNA of Knipowitschia caucasica, 2676 nucleotides long. NCBI's taxonomy places the organism in Eukaryota, Metazoa, Chordata, Actinopteri, Gobiiformes, Gobiidae. The record is from the annotation of a GenBank genome assembly.